Bemisia tabaci is the source of this 2252-nucleotide messenger RNA. RefSeq names its product cathepsin K. The record is from RefSeq and is a predicted model, not a curated record. Gene Ontology annotation, biological process: proteolysis. NCBI's taxonomy places the organism in Eukaryota, Metazoa, Arthropoda, Insecta, Hemiptera, Aleyrodidae. Gene Ontology annotation, molecular function: cysteine-type peptidase activity.
AUGUACGAAAUGAGCUUUUUUUGUACAGGAGUGAGAGAGAAGGACGAUAUGAAAGUUCCAUUGGUGAGGGCAUAUGCUCGCGUUAAAAUGUUCAUGAAAAGUGAACUAAUAGUGAAAAGUGCCGCAGCGACAUAGUUCGUGUAUUUAUUUAGUAAUUUUUAUCAAAAAUAGUUUCAGAUCUGUUGGUUGUUUUCUAGUAGUUCUUAAGUUCAUCAAAAAUGGAAUUUGCUUCCGGCAACAAAUGGAAGGCGAUCAUCCCACUUGUUAUGGCCUCAGUUUGGAGCCUGUUUAGCCUCACUGAAGAACACCUCACGGAAAAAACGAGAACACCGCAAGUCAACAUGGAAUUAGAUCCACAUUGGGAUGAUUUUAAGAGCCGCUACAACAAGACAUUCAACAGGAAUACAGAAGCAGCCCGGAGACUGGCGUGGGAGCAGAAUCUGAUUCGCAUCAUCCAACACAACGAGGAGGCGGCUGCAGGGAAGCACAAUUACACUUUGCGCGACAAUCACCUCUCGGAUAUGGACCCGAACACGUAUGCAGCAAAAAUGAUCAAGCUGAGGCACAGUGGACGUCGCCGAAGACUCCCGGAAGAAACGUUAGGUACUCCUGUCCACGAUCCAGAAAAGAUACCGGAGGAGUUCGAUUGGCGAGAGAAGGGCUUCGAGACGCCUGCCUGGAACCAGGAAGACUGUGGUGCAUGUUAUGCGUUCGCAGUAUCCUCCACUGUUUCCGGGCAAAUCUUCAAGGAAGCCGGGGUCCUCCGUUAUUUGAGUGUUCAACAAAUCGUUGACUGCUCGGGGAAUGUGGGCAAUUUAGGAUGUGGAGGAGGCUCCUUGAGAAACACCUUGAAAUAUAUUCAGGGCACCGGUGGACUCGAGACAUACAAAGACUACCCAUACAAAGCCAAGCAAGACACGUGCCAGUUCAAGAAAGACAAAGCUGUUGUUCGGGUCAUUUCAUGGGCUGUCCUCCCUCCGCGAGACGAACAUGCUCUUAAAGUGGCUGUGUGGAAAGUCGGUCCCAUAGCUGUGUCCCUCAACGCUAGUCCGGCGACUUUUCAACUCUACCACUCGGGAGUAUACGACGAUCCAGAGUGCUCAUCGGACUUUGUGAACCACGCGAUGCUCCUGGUCGGCUACACGAAGGAUUCCUGGAUCCUCCGAAACUGGUGGAGUGACGAGUGGGGAGAGAAGGGCUACAUGUACUUGAAAAGGGGCGCUAAUCGCUGCGCCAUCUCCAACUACGCCGCCUACGCUCACAUCGACAAAUACUCCCUCAAGUUAUGAUCAGAAAACCAACGGAUCCCGUAUUUUAUGAUGAAACCUCGAGAAUAGUAUCCAAGUUUGUGGCGCUGAUUGUGAGAAUCUCCUGUACAUUGUUAGAAAUGGAUCGCGUUCAGCAGAAAGAAACCUGAAAAAUCAGGAAGGGAGCUGAAAAUCAGAUAUUUUUUACCAUUUACCUCCCUUCUGUGACGCAACCAUCAUGACUCACCUCUGCAACCCCCUAAAAAAUUAUACGCGUAUAUAACGGUGUGCAAUUUGCCGUAUUUGACCUCUUCGCGUUUCAUGAUUAAUUUUGGAUGGAAAGGAUAAUCCCGUGUCGAUUUCUCAUAGCCAAUGGUUUUGACGCGAUCAUUUUGGGUUGAUGCACAACUUCACAGAUGACCUUUGUACUUUCUCAGACGAUGAGUGCAAGUUAAAAUUUCUCCUUACGCAGGGUGCAACGUAAAAAAGCCGGCAUUAAUGGAGACUUUUUUGUUCAGCGUGCUUGCAACGCUUAUUCAGACGAAUUCAACCCAAAUAGACCUAACUACAAUUCCACAUUUUCUGAUUUGGAACCCUUAGUUUCUUUUUUUCACAAGAAAAUUGCGCAAUAAACUUCUUCGAAACUUAUUUUAAUUUGUCCUGCAAUAAUAAUCUGUCCAUGAGAAAAAAUAAAAAUUCAGAUGAUAUGAUAUUUGGUGAUGCCCAAUCUAGUUAGACCAAUUCUCUCUUUAAUUCAAUUAUAGUCUUUUAUUGUAAAUAACCUAAACUAGUCAAUUUUAUUUAUCUCGUUUGUUUGUUUAUUUAAUUUAUCUAAUUUAUUUUAUUUUUUUAAAUUUCAUUAUUGCUUAUUUCGGUGACCUACUUAGAAAAAGGUCUGUAAAAACUGCAUACUUACUACUUAAGUGAAAAUGUAAAAAGACCUUCCUCUCAGGUCCGAACAUUAUAUUGUUUUAUAGAUCAAUGUCUAAUACUUCAUAAAAAAAA